Molecule: messenger RNA, 2335 nt
Organism: Bursaphelenchus xylophilus (pine wood nematode)
Lineage: Eukaryota; Metazoa; Nematoda; Chromadorea; Rhabditida; Aphelenchoididae
Source: the annotation of a GenBank genome assembly
AUGAAUAUAGAAGAUUCAAAAAAGGUGAAUCGACUUCGGGAAUUGGUUAGCGAGGAGCUCAAACCCGGCGAUUAUUACAAUACCGACUUCAAUCUACUCCGAUGGAUCCAGGGAAACGCAAAUGACAGCCUGGAAGAGGUGGCCAAGAAGCUAAAAACACAUUUGAAAAUGAGGUAAGAGCUGUCUGACUUAGCCAUAAUGCAAUAUAUAAAACUUUUUAGAAAGUCAUGCUGGAACUUGGACGAUAUGGCCAGAAAACCGAGAUUACACACCAUCCACAAGCACUGGCGCUAUGGAAUCACAUCCGAAUCCAAAGUCCUUUCCAACGUAAUUGUCAAUAUCGAACAAGUAAGUCAAAUUGAACGCAAAGAAAUCGCUAAUUACAGUGCGGCGAGACGGAUUACUCGGGGAUGAUUGAAACUUUCUCGAUUCAAGAAGUCAUGAAGGCCAGAUGCCAAGAUCUCGAAGAUCUCCUGGCUGAAGUAAUGGAAAUGGAAGCCAAAACAGGUAAGUAUCUGCGAUCUGAGAAUCGUAUUUGAUGAUAUUGAUCGUAACAAGAAUUUUUCGCAUUCCGGCAUUUCGGGUCGACGAGAGUUUCGGGUCAACAUAAAAUCGGUCGAUGCGGGAUCUAGAAGAGGCGGAGAGCCAAAACAGGUUUUUAGGAAGUGCCUACGAGGCCUAGGAAAGCUGUUUAAUGCUCGGCAGAGGUUCGGCAAAGGCUCGGCGGAGACCUACAAUCUAAAUAUUUGUUCUAUUAACGGUGUAAAUCUUCUCCAGGCCUUCCCCAUGCAUACAAUGACAAAUUCGGGCACCCCAGAGUAGUCUGAAAUGUUGUUAACCCAGAAAAGUCAUAGCACCGAAUUCUUUAGGGAAACAAGCCUCCAUCCUCUAUAUUAUGGACUUGACUGGUCUCCAAUACAACACCCGGCUCUACACACUGGUCACUGGUGCUAUGCGCGCCCUCUCCGAGUUCAUGGCCCACCAUUAUGUGGAGAUGAUCAGGUAUUUCCUUUUGGUCAACGUCCCUUCCUUCAUCUACACCAUCUGGAUGGUGGCGAAACCGUUGAUCCCGGAGAGGACGCGUCACAAAGUCCGCAUCCUCUCUUCUCAUGGGUGGAGAGACGAGUUGCUUGAGUAUUCGUGUGUCGAUGCUUUGCCUACUAAAUGGAAUACGGACUCGAUCACACAUUUCAAGGCCCAUGUUGACCUUCCGGUUCCCUAUCCCGUAGAAAAUUACUAUCGGAACAGAGGGAAACCGGCCUUGAAUUUGGAAAAGAUCAGACUGGCGGCCAGGAAAACACAAAUAAUAACAAAAGAACUGAAACAAGGACACGUGCUCAGCUGGUUUGUUAGUGCUGAUUCGGACUUUGGAUUUGGAGUUUAUUUCACCAAAAACAAAGAUGAAAAAGAUCUCGAAAAGUGAGUUGCUCCUCCUAUUUCCCGUUUAUAACUAUCAUCAAGUUCUCAAAAUUUUCUUUCCAGAAUGAGUACAGUAUAUCCAUGUCUGGAAUGGAUGCCCGGUCCAUCCGAAUCCCCGCUGGAUGGUGAAGUUACGGCACUGGAAGAUGGCUAUUACAGGAUCUGGAUGUCCAACGAACGAGCUUGGUGGCACACCCUGAGCUUGCAAUGCAAAUUCGAGGUCAAUCAAAACGAGUAAUCAUAUACAAAUUGUAAUUAGCUGCUAUUGCGAUCACAUUAAAGAACAUAAUCUUAAGUAAAAUGAGAGUUCCAUUUGAGAUGACCUAAUUUGGAGAUUCCCCCCGCCUUCAGAAGCCCCUUUUCGGAUGUUUCGAUCAUGAAAACUGCCAUCUUCCAGGUCUUUAUUUGUUUUUCUGCCUUCACACAUGGGUUCACAGUCUACGGUAGGUUGCCGUAAAUAUUUUUUGCACCCAAAAUUAAGUGCAAUUUAAUCAGAACACCAUCAGAACAGCGUUUGAAAAGCUUUUAUUUUAGGACCGAGUAAAAAGAGUUUACAUGUAGACGAUUUUAUUCUAUUUUACGGAAUAUCACGGUUUCAGACCGCCAAAGGCCAAAAGACGAACUGAAUCCUCAGUUAUGGGCGUCCCAUUCCGAGAUCUUUAAUCAUCCAUCCGGAAAGAAACCCGCCAUCAGACAAGUGGCUGCUCUACCUCAACUUUUAGAGCGGAAUCCUCGCGCUGAAGGGGUCUUCAAUAAUCUCGAAUUCUUUGCCAACCCACAAUUUAAGAUCAAUUGGGAGAAUGAAACGAGGCACAAACACGUUGACCAUGUUCUCAAAUUCACGGACAAUCGUAUUACACAUGCUGAUAGACUAAACCCCGAUCUCUUAAAUCAAAGAGUUAAAAAGUUGUCUUGA